AUGGCCGGAUCCCCCCAGGCUGGACACACUCUGAGCCUCACGUGGCAGCGUCUCCUGCUGGCCCUGCUGGAAGCUUUGUGUUACAGCCAUGUCUCUGGGUCUUGGAAAUCCUUGCUCCCUGGGACCAUCCGGGCUCUGAAGGGUUCCUGCGUCGUCAUCCCCUGCUCGUUCACCUACCCCGGCUCCCGUGAGUCCUUGGGUGGUCCAUUCAGCAUAGUCUGGUACCAGUACCGGAGCUGGGGCUACCCUGAGAUCUAUAACAGCAAGGGCCCGGCGAGCGUGCUGGCCGAGUACCAGGCCCGGACGCAGCUGCUGGGGGAUCCAGAGAUGGGGAACUGCACUCUGAGCCUAAGCCCCGUGCGGAGCGAGGAUGCCAUGAGUUACUAUGUCUGGAUCAACCCCAACUCCGUCAGGCAUCGCUUCUACGACAUCACAGUCCGGGUGGAGGUGGCAGACACUCCAGACCCGCUGAUGCUGAGUGACCCCGGGGUGCUGAUCGAGGGCCACCGAACCACCAUCACCUGCUCCAUCCGCCACACCUGCCCCUCGGCCCCUCCCAGCCUGGGCUGGAGCCCCAGGGGGGGCAAAGCGGUGACCAGCCAGGAGCAGCUGGUGGGGGGCGGCUGGCGGGCGGAGUCAGAGCUGAGCUACACCCCCUCGUACAAGGACCACGGGCAAUACCUGCAGUGCACGGCCACCUUCCCCAACCAGCAGCAGGCUCGCAAUGGGCUGCACCUGCAGGUCAAGUAUCGCCCGCGGGGCGCGGCUGUGGCCGUGGUGGGGCCGACCCGGCUGAAGGAAGGCGACAACGUCACCCUGCGCUGCACCAGCCAGAGCCACCCCCCGGCCACCACCUACCGCUGGUUCCAGGGGCCGCGCCGGACCCUGCUGCGGGGGCUGGGCCGGGGCCCCGAGGUGACAGUGCUGGCUGUGGGGCGCCACUCGGGGCCCUACCGCUGCGCCGCCGAGAACGAGAUCGGCCUGGGGGAGGACUCGCCCGCCGCAAACCUCGACGUGGAGUACCCACCGGAGCUGCUGCCGCGGGGGAACUGCACGGUGCGGGGCCGCGGGCCCGGGGCAGCGGCCACGUGUCACUGCGCGGCCGAGGGGAACCCCCCGCCCCGCCUGGAGUGGCGCUUGUCCACCCGCACCCUCCCCGGGGACUUCGAGGGCCCUGAGCUGCGAGCGACCUCGUGGGCGCGGGGCCCGGCCGUGAGCGGGGAGCUGCGGGGCCCGGCCGGGGCCCUGGCCAACGUGUCCUGCGCUGCCACCAACGCCCACGGGCAGAGCCAGGCCGCGCUGCCCGUUGUGCCCGCAGGGGACGAUAAUUUGCUGCUCAUGGUCUCCAGCGGAGUCAUUGGUGGCGUUCUGCUCCUCUCGGUGCUGGCGAUCGUGGUCUACAAGGUAGCCAGAGCCAGGAAAGAUGAAGAAGAGGGUCCCUCGAUCUACGACAAUGAAGGCAACGGGGAGCAGAGGCCGUCCCUCAAGGGGGGGAAGCCGAGCAAGAUGACGAAAGACGAGCAGUUCAACCUAUACAGCAAGGCAAAGGCGGGGGGAGAGGAGCUGGGCAUUGACGACUACGAGGCCAUGGAGAGAGUGGAAGACUAUGAGAAUUUAGCAGCAGGAGGAGCCGGACAUUACGGGAACGUUGGCACUUGGCAGCCGCAUGUGCUGUCUGAGCAGAUCUACUCCAACGUCUAA
This is a messenger RNA of Gopherus evgoodei (Goodes thornscrub tortoise), 1701 nucleotides long. Its product is annotated as sialic acid-binding Ig-like lectin 5. The coding region runs from base 1 to 1701 and encodes 566 amino acids. Lineage: Eukaryota; Metazoa; Chordata; Testudines; Testudinidae. The record is from RefSeq and is a predicted model, not a curated record. The transcript is spliced from 8 exons.